AUGUCAGAGCCACCCCAUCCCAGCAUCCUCCUCCAUGCUUUCCCUUUCCACCCCUCCAACCUGGUCGUGGCAAGUAACCACUCAGGUUGGCCCCAUCGCCCGGGGGAUGAAGGGAACGGAAGGAAUUGGAUGGGAAAAACUGGGAAGUGAUGGCCGAGUGGGUAAGGUUCCGAUACGGCGACAAGGGGGGUGGAGAACAGUCAUGAAAAUCAACUGGGGGUUCCUCUCCAACAUCAUGAGUUGCAAUCGUGACGGGGCAUUUUCUUUUGGGGUCACUCUGUGCUCUCUGUGCUCUCUCGCUCUCUCGCUCUCUGACUCACUCACGCUCGCACUCACACUCUCAAUCAAUCUUUCAAUCACUUUCACUCCCACUUCCUAUAUCUGUGAUCUGGCCGACUCUGUCGAGGUCUCCCCGGUUCCACAUUGAGGUCCUCAUCGGAGAAGGCCAGGUGCAGGAGAAAGCAUUCGAUUAAUUGGAAAAGGAAGGUAAAGGAAAAAAAGAAAAGGUAAAAUGGUCUCCACAAUAGGGUGCCACUGGGAAGGCCGCAAACGAUAGUUGGUCCAGGAACAAACCAACAGAGGCAGUGAAGUGCGAUGGGGGGACUAGUGUGAAAGGACCCAGAGAUGACAUAAACCCAGGAAGAAGUGGAAAACAGCAAUGUAACCGGAACAUGGACGAUAAUAAAAAUGACAAUAACAAUGAGAUAAAA
Molecule: messenger RNA, 710 nt
Organism: Aspergillus vadensis CBS 113365
Lineage: Eukaryota; Fungi; Ascomycota; Eurotiomycetes; Eurotiales; Aspergillaceae
Exons: 1
Coding region: 236-427 (63 amino acids)
Source: RefSeq, a predicted model, not a curated record